This is a messenger RNA of Hypanus sabinus (Atlantic stingray), 799 nucleotides long. RefSeq names its product COP9 signalosome subunit 8 (gene cops8). Gene Ontology annotation, biological process: protein deneddylation; COP9 signalosome assembly. Gene Ontology annotation, cellular component: COP9 signalosome. The transcript is spliced from 7 exons. Bases 52 to 633 code for a protein of 193 amino acids. The record is from RefSeq and is a predicted model, not a curated record. Lineage: Eukaryota; Metazoa; Chordata; Chondrichthyes; Myliobatiformes; Dasyatidae.
CCGGAAGAGGAAACGUGGGAGGGUGAGGACGGCGGGGAGGGGUCAGCGAAGAUGCCCGCUGCGGUGAUGGCGGGCAAGUCUGUUGCGUUCAGCAAGCUUCUGGAGCAGUGCGAGACGCAGGAGCUGGAGGCUCCUGGUGGGAUAGCAACACCUCAGGUUUAUGGCCAAUUGCUUGCUUUGUAUCUUCUGCACAAUGACAUGAAUACAGCAAGAUAUCUCUGGAAGAGAAUACCCCAAGCCAUCAAAACAGCUAAUCCUGAGCUGGGAGCAAUAUGGUCUGUGGGGCAGCGUGUUUGGCAAAGAGACUUCCCAGGAAUUUACUCAGUAAUUAGUUCACAUCAAUGGUCUGAUACCAUCCAGCCUAUAAUGGAGGAACUAAGAGAUGCUACAAGACGACGUGCCUUCGGUCUUGUUGCUCAAGCAUACACCUCAAUUAGUGCUGAUGACCUUGCAGCCUUUGUAGGGCUUCCGGUGGAAGAUGCUGUUAAAGCUGUAUUAGAACAAGGGUGGCAGGCUGAUCCUUCUACACGAAUGGUUGUACCCAAAAAAACCGAACCUCCUCCAGUACCACAGAUUCCUAAUGAACAACAGUUGGCCAGACUAACUGACUACGUGGCCUUCCUUGAGAACUGACAAACUACCAUCAACAAAUGAGAGAGAAAGCCCAGCCAUGUUGGUUUAUUGCCUUCAGGGUGACGGAGACCAACAGAAAUUUCCAGCAGACUUUAACUUAAUCUUGAAUGUACUUGUAAAUAUCAAUGUCAUUAAAUUAAAGGCCCUCCAGGGACUAUCCAGUGUU